Gymnogyps californianus (California condor) is the source of this 1202-nucleotide messenger RNA. RefSeq names its product complement C1q C chain (gene C1QC). NCBI's taxonomy places the organism in Eukaryota, Metazoa, Chordata, Aves, Accipitriformes, Cathartidae. Gene Ontology annotation, molecular function: protein binding. The record is from RefSeq and is a predicted model, not a curated record. The transcript is spliced from 3 exons. The coding region runs from base 30 to 767 and encodes 245 amino acids.
CCCUGCUCCCCCCACCAGAGAGCACCAAAAUGGUGCAGAGCUUCUCAGAGCAGCUCCGUCUGGCCCUCGCCCUCCUCCUCCUGAAUCUGGGGUCUGCUGUGACCAGAGAUGCCCCUCACAGCUGCUAUGGGGUUCCAGGCCUGCCAGGCAUGCCGGGCGUACCGGGCAAGGAUGGCCGGGAUGGGCUGAAGGGAGCCAAAGGCGAGCCAGGCAUCCCGGCCACUGCUGCAACACGAGGGCCUAAGGGCAUGAAAGGGGAACCGGGCAGCCCUGGCUUGCCAGGCAAGACUGGCCCCAUCGGUCCCCCUGGUCCUCCUGGAGACCCUGGGGUGAUGGGUGCAGUUGGAGAGCCGGGUAUGCCAGGCAGCUACAAGCAGAAGCACCAGUCAGCAUUUUCAGUGACUAGGCAGACCAGCGAGCAUCCCUUAAAGAAUGUCCCUGUGGUGUUCAACCACGUCAUCACCAACACCAACAAUGACUACGACACCACCACAGGCAAGUUCACCUGCAAGCUCCCCGGCCUCUACUACUUCGUCUUCCACACCUCGCAGACAGCCAAUCUCUGCGUCAUCCUGUACAAGAACGGGAACAAGAUGGCCAGCUUCUGUGACCACAAGACCAACACCAUGCAGGUCAGCUCUGGUGGGAUCCUCCUCCACCUGGGUGCUGGGAAUCAGGUCUGGCUGGCAGUGAACGACUACAAUGGCAUGGUGGGCAUCAGCAACUCUGACAGUGUCUUCUCGGGGUUCCUGCUCUUCCCGGACUAGAGGACCACCAGAACCCACCCCAGCACGCUGACCUCUUCACCCUGCCCUGCGAACGCUGCUGCUCACUGCCAAGCUGUUGCUGAUGCUCCAGGUUUCUCUGCUGGGUGGGAAGCCCUGGCGAGGGGGUCAGCCCCAGCCACCAGACACAACCCCCUGGCCUGGGGACCGAGUGCAGACAGCUGCUGAACGGGGGGAACAGGCACGUCUGGAUGCAUCUGCACCCAGAGCGAUGGUGCCAAGCCCUCGGGGUCCUGCUGGCACUGCCGCGUGCAUCCACCCCGAUAACCCCACAUUACCUUCUACUGCCGGAGCCAGAGGUCUCUCUGUGUCUCUCCCCUUCCCACCUGGGUUGCGCCAGGGACAGCCAGGUGUCCUGGAGCAGGCUUGCAGCAGCACCUUUGCCAUGACCUGGCUGUGGAAAGCGUCAAUAAAACC